Messenger RNA from Lottia gigantea (owl limpet), 177 nucleotides. RefSeq lists its product as hypothetical. The annotation marks the transcript as partial. NCBI's taxonomy places the organism in Eukaryota, Metazoa, Mollusca, Gastropoda, Lottiidae. The record is from RefSeq and is a predicted model, not a curated record. The transcript has a single exon.
UGUAACUUGGGAACCAAGUCAGAUACAGCAUCCCGGUUUGUGGCGCCAUGUAGCGCCACGAGUUGGCUACCCACCCCCCAAUGCGCAACUCUCUCGCAUGUACGGUUGGCCUACAGUAGCGGUUUUAGUUUGGCCUAUGAAAACCGAAAAAAUCGACCAAAAUCGGCCAUUUUUUAG